GGGGCUCCGGUCGCCGCUUGGGCUUGCCGGCACGGGACGCGGACCGGCAUUUACUUGUGUGCUUCCCCCAGAAGUACAGGCUCGCUUGGGAAAAGCGCCCACCGGGACAAGCGUAGCUGAGUUGUUACGGUUGCGAAACUUUCCGGAGAGCGUGGCGGUGCCGCCGAGGUAGCCCCUACGGAAAGCCACGGUGAGCGCCGCGGUAGCUGCCGUGAGACAGCGGUGUCCACUGCGCUGGUCUGGUGUGGGGAAGGUAACUCCGUCGGUGCGUUUCUUUCUGCCAUAAACCGCUCAUGUCCUGUGCCUGAUGCCGAGAGCGCCCGGGCUGCUCGGAGGCGGACGAGGUAGGAGGAUACAUGUUCACUUCAAGUAGAAAGGAGCAUGUUCCCAAAUUCCUCCAACUUGGGUCGUCCACCCUUCCCUCCAAAACAUCAGCAACAGAGUAAUUUCUUCACUAAGCUUCCUCUAAAUACACCACCUGCCCUUGUCUCUCACCAGCAAAGUACUGAUGCUCAGUUUAAUUUUCAGAAUGCAGCUCUUUCCAGGGCUCUUCUGAGCGGGAAUCUUGUGACUGUUCCAGCUGUUACACUGCAGCCAAUGACUUAUGGAAAUGGUGGUCCAGUACAUGUAUCCGAUGUCCCCACAUCAUUCCGAGGAAGAAAGAGACGAAGUGAACAAAGUCUUCCGCAUGAUACCAAACGUCGACGGUUUCAGUCACAUCAUUCUGAAACACCUGUAGUUAACCAAGCAGUGCCUUUACCAGAAGAACGUAGAUACUCCUUCCCAGGAUCAAUUCAGUCUCCACUGUUCCAUGCGCGUUUCGUACCAAAUGUGACUGGAUGUGUCCCUCCAUUGCGAGAUACUUUGUUUCCAGACCCCAUAGAAACCGCGCUCCCUGUGGCCAAAGAUAAGUUAAGUCAGCAGGUUUUGGAGUUGUUUCAAGCAUGUCAGCAACAGACCUGUGAUUUGAACAGAAAAGAGCUCUGCAGAACAGAACUCCAGAGGGAAAUUCAGCUAAUCUUUCCACAGAGCAGACUAUUUUUGGUUGGGUCCUCACUGAAUGGGUUUGGCACUCGUACCAGCGAUGGUGAUUUGUGCCUGGUGGUUAAAGAAGAACCAGUAAAUCAGAAGACUGAAGCAAGACAUAUACUCAGCUUAGUCCAAAAACUCUUCAGUACUAAACUUUCAAGCUACAUUGAGCGACCUCAGCUGAUUCGAGCAAAAGUGCCAAUAGUGAAGUUCAGGGAUAAAGUCAGCUGUGUGGAGUUUGACUUGAAUGUAAACAAUGUUGUAGGAAUAAGAAAUACAUUCCUUCUGAGAACCUAUGCAUACAUUGAGAAUCGAGUUCGUCCGUUAGUACUUGUUGUUAAGAAGUGGGCAAGUUUUCAUGACAUAAAUGAUGCCAGUCGCGGUACCUUAAGCAGCUAUAGUCUUGUAUUGAUGGUUUUGCACUAUUUACAGACCCUACCUGAACCCAUCCUUCCAUCCCUUCAAAAAAAUUACCCAGAAUCUUUUGAUCCUACUAUGCAGUUGCAUUUUGUUCAUCAAGCUCCAUGCACCGUUCCUCCUUACCUCUCAAAAAAUGCAUCAAGCCUUGGAGAUUUACUAAUAGGCUUCUUCAAAUAUUAUGCCACAGAAUUUGAUUGGAGCCGUCAAAUGAUUUCAGUUCGUGAGGCCAAAGCUAUUCCAAGACCUGAUGGUAUUGAAUGGAGAAACAAAUAUAUUUGUGUAGAAGAGCCCUUUGAUAGGACAAACACUGCUAGAGCUGUACAUGAAAAACAGAAGUUUGAUAUUAUCAAAGGUGAAUUUGUGAAGUCUUGGCAGGUAUUACGAGACAAGAAAGACCUGAGCUGUAUAUUACCUUUAAGAAGAACCAUACUGAAAAGAUAACCAAGUUCUUUCACUUUCUUCUUAUUGGAUCCUGCUGA
Messenger RNA from Egretta garzetta (little egret), 1928 nucleotides. It is a transcript of the gene TENT2, whose product is annotated as terminal nucleotidyltransferase 2. NCBI's taxonomy places the organism in Eukaryota, Metazoa, Chordata, Aves, Pelecaniformes, Ardeidae. Gene Ontology annotation, molecular function: poly(A) RNA polymerase activity. The record is from RefSeq and is a predicted model, not a curated record. Gene Ontology annotation, cellular component: cytosol. Bases 382 to 1890 code for a protein of 502 amino acids. The transcript is spliced from 16 exons.